This is a messenger RNA of Dromiciops gliroides (monito del monte), 1931 nucleotides long. RefSeq lists its product as uncharacterized. Lineage: Eukaryota; Metazoa; Chordata; Mammalia; Microbiotheria; Microbiotheriidae. The coding region runs from base 118 to 852 and encodes 244 amino acids. The transcript has 2 exons. The record is from RefSeq and is a predicted model, not a curated record.
CCCUCCCCGCCACCAAGCUCUCGACUGCAAACUCAGCCUCCCGAAACUAUUGUCGAAGGCGCAGACGGACGGAAGAAGAGGCACAGAAGCGAGUGCUGCCACUUGUUUCUUGGAAGAAUGUCAUUGAUGUCAGACAAGGAUAACGACAGAUGUAUGCAGACUGGUAACACUUUCUACAAUUGCUUACUAAAACUUAAUUCUUCCAUAAAUACCUUUAUUCAAUUACUCACCAAUUGUCUGGGAAGCCAAAUACCUUCUAUCAUUGUGAAUGAAAGUGGAACUGUUAAGGAUUAUUUUGAAGAAGUAGUAUGUUCUUUGAAGAAGGUCCAGGGUGAUAUUGAAUCAAAGGACAAAACCAAGGCUGAAUGUUCUCAAUUUUCCAAGUUAACAGCAACCAUGAGCUCUAUAUUAGAGAAAGACCCCUGUCUAAAAAAUGCUAAAAAGCUAUGUGAGUCAGCUAAAGAAAUUUCUGAGUGUGCCCCGAUGCCACUUGUUCUUAUGCUGAAAAACGUCAACUUCUUUGAGAGUAUGGAAUCUGCUCUUUCCCAACUGAUGAAGUCCUCAAUCAUGAACGUCCGACUGACUGACCUCUGCAAGAAAGAUCCCUGUGAACAACCAGGUCCUGCCCAAGCUUCACCGAGUUGCUGCAUAACUUCUACAAUAAAUUCACCUACAGACCUCCUAGAGAAGUUGAGCAAGCUGGUAGAUUGCCAAGCCUCCAUUAACCCCACGAUGCCACCUACAGAUAAUCUCCAAGAAAUUGUCAAGACUAUGGAGCCUGUUGCAGACAAACUACAACAAGUCGCUAAGGCUAUAGAAGCCAAUUUGGACUUAUUAAAAUUAACUAAGUAGCUCUACAAUUAGUAAGUAGUGGGACUGCAGAGGAGAUGUUUUACUUAGUAGAAGAGCAGUUCUCAUCCAGUGAUUUCUCACCAUAAAAAGCUAGGCAGCUCCUUUACUAUUGGACGAGAGGCACUGAGGUGCUAUGAUUUCAGGAAACCUAGACCUGUUAUUUAAUUAGAAGUAUGAAGCUAGGCAGCUGUCAAACAGCAGUUCAUUUACUUCUCUUCUUGCUUGUUUAAAACUCAAAUAAAUCCCCUUUGGAGUGGCAUCUGCUUAACAAAAUAUAAAAAUUUCCAAAGACCAACAUUAUUACUAUAUAUGACAACUUUCCUGAGCACUAAGUGGUUCUCUUAAUGCAAAACUAAAAUUUUUGGUAUUCCAACUUUCAGAUAGUUUAUAUUAUAAAUCCAUUUCCUGCAAAACCUGACAAAUCCAAGACUGUAUAAGUUUUAUCAUUGAACAAUGGAUAUUGGCUGAUACUAGCAAGCAACCCUUAGAGAUGAUGAGGCUUAGAGCAGUAAAAAAAUCCAACAAAAAAACCCUAUUUAGCUUUGUUGUCUACUGGAUCACACAUGCCAGUUCUUACAGUGCCUAAAAAGUGUCUUGCAAAUAGUAAGUGCACAAUAAAUGUUUGUUGAUUUGUUUUUCCAGAAAGAAGUGGCCCAAGUGAGUAUGUAGUGGUGGUUUUUGGGAAUUGGGCCAGUGUAGCUGUCUGUGAAUUUCAUCUCAAAAUAUAUAAUGGACCACCUCAUGAAGUCAUAAAUGACUCCUUGCCUAGAGGUUUUUAGACAAAAUUUGGGUGACUACUUGGUAAUGUAGUAGUAGAAGCAAUGUUCAGUUAUAAGUUGGACUAGAUAGCUCUUUGAGAUCCCUUCUGAUGAUCAGAUUCUAUGAUUUUAUGAUUUUUUUUGCCUUUUUCCUCACCCCCAAACUUUCGAGUUUAAGAACACUUGUCCCAACUUGUGGGCAGUAUAUUUUGUUACUUCUUAAAAAUAUAUGUAUUUUUAUCAAUGUGGGUGUUCUCUUCAUUUGUGUAGCUCAGAAAUCCUACAUAUCUUGUUAUGUGGCCAAAAAAUAAUCAUCACUUG